AUGAAUAUUUAUAAGCGCGAUAAAAACUCGGCAGAGGUAAAACUUUUCUGGGAAUUACAAGUGAAAAAACAAGAUAUUCUUAAGGAGAUCAGAUUGCUUGAGGAGAGAUGCAAGUUACUUGAAAAGGAGCAAACCGAAAUGGAGAACAAAAUGUGUCUUGAACAGACCCAACAUAUUUUGCAUGCGACGAGAGAGACCGUAGAUCAAGGCCUUUCACUACAAAGAUCAAUUGUAGAAAAAUUGAAGAAACGUGUGCUGGAUGAGCCAGACCGACAUACCGAAGAUAGUGAUAUAAUCGCAGGAUCUCAUUCUGAAUCUAAUGCAAAGACCAACAUAACUGAAGAUAGUGAAAUAAUUGCGGGAUCUCAUUCUGAAUCUAAUGAAGAGACCGAUACAGAAGUGAUUAACAUAACUGAAGAUAAUGCAGAAAUCGAGAGUCUCACACAGAGGGAUAUUCGCAAAAAAUUACUUGAAGUUUUGGACACAAUCCAAGACAAAGAAAGAAAAUCUAAAGAGGACCAUAUGUCAUCGGUAUACCUAAAUAAUAUAUUGGAUUUGUCCGAUUUAGAAACACGCAGAAGAGUUGAAAAUUCUUUAAAUGAAGAUCAACACGCAUGGCUUAAUACGAUUCUUAAAAAACAAACUUCAGAUCAAACUGAAGCAUUUAAACAAUAUGUUGGACAGUUUAAUGAACGUGUAUGUAAUAGGAAACAAAUCCCAACUUUGGUUCGUAAAUCUUUUAUUUUAGAUAGAUUCGAUUCCUAUUAUUAUGAGGACUACGAUAUUGCUCACCAAAUACUCGAACACUGGUAA
Messenger RNA from Racocetra fulgida, 813 nucleotides. The record is from the annotation of a GenBank genome assembly. Lineage: Eukaryota; Fungi; Glomeromycota; Glomeromycetes; Diversisporales; Gigasporaceae.